Molecule: messenger RNA, 3061 nt
Organism: Drosophila kikkawai
Lineage: Eukaryota; Metazoa; Arthropoda; Insecta; Diptera; Drosophilidae
Gene: sip1
Product: septin interacting protein 1
Biological process (GO): spliceosomal complex disassembly
Cellular component (GO): U2-type post-mRNA release spliceosomal complex
Molecular function (GO): nucleic acid binding
Source: RefSeq, a predicted model, not a curated record
UCUAUUAUCAAUCGCGUUUUUUUUUGUUUACAGAUUUUGCGAAAUCGGCUUUUUAGGAUAUUAAAGUCUAAAACCGAUACUACCAUGUCGGACAAUGAGUACGAGCGCUUCGAGAUCACGGACUACGACCUGGACAAUGAGUUCAACAUCAACAGGCCCCGCGGACGCCAGAGUCGGCACCAGCAGAUCUACGGCAUUUGGGCGGAUGACAGCGAGGAGGAGAGCGGCGGCGAGGGUGGCAAACGGAGGGGCCGGUCCGCCCGGCAGCCCAAGGACUACACCAUGCCGGUGAACUUCGUGGCCGGCGGCAUCCAGCAGGCGGGCAAAAAGAAGAAAAAGGCGCUAAAGGCUGAGGACGACAACAGUGGGGCUAAGGAGGACGGCGGUGAGGCGGAUCGCGACGACCAGAGUGAUGGCUCCUCGGCCAGUGCACGUCCCGCCUUCGGGGAACAGAGUGAUCAGGAUAGCUCCAACAGCUCUGAGGAGGAGGAGCGGCCAGCGCUGAGCAGGGGUCAGGGGAAACACAGUGGCAGCAGCGGUACCACCUUCUUCCAGCACCGCUCGCACAUAGCCAGCGAGCGGAAUGUGGGAGCUUGGGAACAGCAUACGCGCGGCAUCGGUGCCAAGCUGCUCCUCCAAAUGGGCUACGAGCCUGGCAAGGGAUUGGGCAAGGACCUGCAGGGCAUUUCACAGCCGGUGCAGGCUCAUGUGCGCAAGGGCAGAGGAGCCAUCGGAGCCUAUGGCCCCGAAACAGCAGCCAGCAUCGGCGGCCAGACAGCCAAGGCCAUCAAGGUGGACGAGGAUGUGCGCGAGGCCAAGGAGUUCAAGGAGCAGCUGAACAAGUGGCGCAAGGGAGGCGCCGCUGGAGCCGAUUCGCAAGAGCGUCAGGGCAAACGCUACUACUACAAGUCAGUGGAGGAGGUGAUAGCCAAGGGCAACAAGUCCAGCCACCUGCUCUCGGAGAAGUUAAGCAAGAAGCUGGGAAAUGUCCCAGUGAUCGACAUGACGGGGCCGGAGAAGCGAGUGCUCAGCGGCUAUCAUGCCUUGGGCCAGGCCAAAAUCACGCCGGAGGAGACUUUGUAUGACGCUGAGCCGACGGAGAAAGGAGCUGGCACGGCCGCUUCCGUGUUUUCUAUGCCCGAGCUGACGCACAACCUGCAGCUCUUGGUGAGCCAGGCCGAGCAGCAGAUCAUAGCCAUCGACAAGCAGGAGCGGGAGUGCUCCAGUCAGCAGGCAGCGCUGGAGAGCGAGCACCGCAAGCUGGAAGAGAUCGUGCAGCUGGAGCGCAACCACAUUCGCACCUUGGAGGAGGCACUGGAUCGAGUGGAGCGCCUGAGCGAGAAUCCCGAUCUGGAAUUGCCGCAGGCGGAGCGCCUUUUUCGGGAGCUGCUCGUGGACUAUGCGGCCGAGUUCCAGGAGUUCGGCUUGGCUGACCUGGCGGCCGGCGUGAUAGCGCCCCUCCUGAAGCGGGAAUUGCUCCACUGGCAGCCGUUGGAGCACCCAACGGAACCGCUGCAGAUGGUGAAGACUUGGCGUUCAAUGCUGCAGCGCGGGGAGCCGACCGAGCAGCAGCCGCGCAAUGUCUUCGAUCCGUACUCCUCGCUGAUAUGGGCCGGGGUGAUGCCAUCCUUCCGGACCUGCGCCGCUGCCUGGCAGCCCAAGGAGCAUCCCCCCAUGGCAGCUCUUCUCGAUGCAUGGGCUCCCUUGCUGCCCACCUGGGUACUGGACUCUGUACUGGAGCAGCUCGUGCUGCCGCGCCUGGUGACCGGUGUCCAGGAGUGGGAUCCCCUCACCGACACCGUGCCCAUAGACAGUUGGGUGCUGCCCUGGCACGCCAUUCUGGGUAGCAAGCUGGAGGAGGCCGUCUAUCCGCAGAUCCGCAGCAAGCUUGGCGAGGCGUUGCGAGCCUGGUCGCCGCAGGAUCGCUCGGCCAGGGCCAUGCUCACGCCCUGGCAGCAGGCCUUCCCCGAAGAGGAGAUGCAGGAGUUUCUGCAGCGUCACAUUGUACCGAAACUGCAGGCAACCCUCGCCGAGUUUGUCAUCAAUCCGCUGCACCAGGACUUGGAGCUGUGGCAUCAGGUUUGGGAGUGGCACGAGCUGAUCGAACCCAUGUACAUGGCUCAGCUGCUGGACAGGUACUUCUUCCCGCGCUGGAUGCAGGUGCUCGUCCUGUGGCUGAACCAGUCCCCCGACUAUGCCGAGAUAUCGCGCUGGUACACCGGCUGGAAGAGCAUGCUAAGUGAGCAGAUCAUCCGCGAGCCAAGCGUUAAGGAGCACCUGCGACGAGCCCUGGAAAUGAUGCACCGCGCCAGCGACGCUCUCCUUCAGCCUACGAUGACGGCCACGCCUCCGCCACCAAUGCCGCCGGGUCCUGUUCCGGCGGGUCUCCUGCCGCCCGUUAUGAUGGUGGACUUGCUGCAUCAACCCGCCCAGCUAGAGUUCAAGGAACUCGUCUCCCAGCGCUGCGCCGAGCUGGGCAUCAUCUUUGCCCCCCUUCCCGGUCGACGGGAGAUGGGCAAGCAGAUAUAUCGCGUUGGCAAGCUCUUUUGUUACAUCGAUCGCAACGUGUGCAUGCUUAGCGAUGGAAGCUUCAGCAACUGGCAGCCGAUGGGACUUAAUCAGCUCCUGGAACGCUCUCAGACGGGUGUACUUUGAGAGACUUAAGAAACUCUGACCACUUCAUCCAAUUGAAGGACAGUUUUCAAAAACUUAUUUAUUUUUAAGCAAUUAUUAUGUGAUCCAUAAAUAAGCUAAAAACACUUUAAUAUGUAUUAAAUUUCAGAAGCUUACUGCAAUCUAGUAAACAGAUUCUAGUACGAAGACUAUAAGGCUUGAUCCUAGGGUUAGCUAGUUAUUAUUAGCGCAAAUGUUCAAAGACCGAUCAGUAGGCUACGUUUACUAUAGAGCUUUGUGGUGGAAGCAACACAAACUGUAUAAACAACUAGAUGUAUUUGUCUUGUGCAAAAAAUAGAUCUGAUCAAGCUGAUCAAGCUAAAAUCGAACACCAUUAAUCAAACAAGAAAGGAGGUUAACUUCAGGAAGCUGAAGUUUGUAUACACUU